UUGAUCCAUUCAAUGCCUCCCUGUCGACAAUCGAACAACAAUUCUACAUCGACACAGACGAGGACGGCCUAGGAGACUCCGAAAACCUUCAACACGUGUCACUGAUUCGGCCGGCACAACCCCAAAAUAAACCAUAUUUCGUCAUUCGACCUUUGUCAUCUUCCAUUUGUCGCAUCCUCUGUUACCUUCCUAUCUCCAUUUGUCGUUGAUCAUAUUAUUAUUAUUUCUUACUUCUACUACCCAAUGGCCUUCACUCAGUCGUUUUUCCAAUCUUUUUCAACAAUAAACCGUUUCCCCUGUUGUUACCAUUCUCUCAAUUUUGCAGUUUGUUCUUAUCUGAUCGGAGAUAGGCCUCUGCUGCUUCGCUGGUUGAAUCUGUUUAUGAUCCCGUGGUAUGUUUGGAUCAAGUUUGUAUCGAAAACGUUAAGGUUAAGGGAUUUCAUACCAAAGACUUUUAUAAAUGGCGAUGUCACUGGAAGAUCUUCUUGCUGAGGAGGGUUUCAAGAGUGGUAGCGCGAAGAGAAUGACCAGAGCUUCAUCGGGGGCCUCCACAAGAAUCCCACCGCACCCACUUCGAGAUGAACGUAAAUUCGGCAUUCCAAGUCGUUUAAGAAAGACAGAAAGGGCAUAUUCCGAUACCCGUAGAUACGAUAUGCGUGCUGAAUCCCCGGGAACUGAUAAAGUCAUGUGUCGGAGGUCAGUAGAAGUUCUAAAACGGGGGAAAAUGAACCGAUACAGUGCCGAAUCAUCACAACAGUUUUCUUCCGAUGAGAUAGUUGAGGUCAGAGAAGGUAUUCGGAAAGUCAAAGAUGAAAUGGUGGAUAAUAGAAGGUAUAAAGAUAUAUAUCUAAACGGCGUAUUUAGUCCUCCGAUUAGCAAGAAUAAACAAUAUAACAAAGUCGGAGAAGAUUUGCAGAUUGAUAACGACUAUGCUACCGAUUAUCAAAAAGGCGGGAACCGACCCGGUUCAUCAUCUAGCAGAUCUAACAGAAGUACACAAAACAAAGAAAGUGUUCGUGACAAUCGGGCCCGCAGACCCGUUGAGAUCGAUUCUGUUACUGAAGUAGCUCUUGAUGAGGUGGCAAUCAAAGCAAUGAUUUCUAUUUUGAGCGGUUACGUAAAAAAAUACCUAAAGGAUCAAGAUUUCAGGACAUCAAUGUAUCACAAUUGCUUUGCUGCACUUAACUUUUCAAAGUUAGAAGAAGAAAUAGUUACCGAAAGCAAAGUUAUAUCUAACCUUGAACAGGCUAUAGAAACAGUCGAAAAAGCGGCGGAGAAUCUCGCUGAUGCGAAGCAGUUAAAAAAAGCUUCGUUACAGCUAAGUGUGAUCACCGGUCUAAACGCAAAUGAUUUAAAAGAUGGAUUUACAUCUGGGUUUCCGAAUUCCGUUUUAUCAGCCUGUGGUCACUUAUAUUUAAGCGUAAUAUAUCAAUUACAGAAAAAAGAACGGAUAGUAGCGAAACAUCUUUUACAAAUGUUUUGUGAUUCUCCGUUUUCCGCUCGAACCACGUUGGUUCCUGAAUUGUGGGAAAAUGUUUUUCACCCGCAUUUAUCGCAUUUAGAAUCGUGGUAUAAUCAAGAGGUUAAUUCUCUAGCAGACGACCCGCAUAACACACGGAAGCUAAAACAACUUAAGAAAGUUUAUUACGAUAUUUUGGAUUCGGGUACUUACCAAUUUGCAUUGUACUACAAGGAUUGGAUCACAGACGGUGUUGAAGCUCCCUCGAUUCCUUCGAUCCAUGUUCCGAUGAUUUCCGUUCAGAAAGUUUUAAGCGUGGGUGUGAAUGGAAACGCUUUAGAUUUUGGCAGCCCGUCGUUUUCAUCUCAUGCUAUUGUCAGCAAGAAGUUAUAUGAUGAUGUAUUUGGUCAAAUGCACAAAUCCGUAACUGCUGAGGUGGAAGACUAUCAAUAUUCACAGAGAUCAGAGGAUGAUACGUAUAGUUUUGAUGGGUCUGUAGUGGAAGAUAAAAGAACACUUACCUACCCUUUGGAAGAAGAUGGAUAUAAAGAUUUAGAUGUCAAAAGGGGCUGGGAAACUUUUCAGCAGGGUGAAAUAAUAGCGCAGGAAGAACUUGAACUACAAAGAGCAAACACCUUUGAAGGAUUAGAAGGCACUAAUAUGUUACAGUCACUUCCAGUUGCAAAAGUCAACGAACUUACUCUCAAGAGGCUAGCAAAGUUUGUAUUUGGACUGCAACAAACUGAAAAUCAGUUACAUUUGGAUGUUACGAAACAUCCCGAUUCUUCGCCAAUAAAAUCAAAUGCUGAUGGAGAACACUUUUUCUUGAAUAUACCCGAGGAUUAUAUGUGCCCUUUGACCGGACAUAUUUUCGAAGAUCCUGUGACGUUAGAGACCGGUCAAACCUACGAGCGUGUAGCUAUCAUGGAAUGGUUUAGUAAGGGCAACAAAACAUGUCCUGUAACUGGAAAAACAUUGGAAUACCAAACCGUCCCGUUCACCAACUCUAUUUUGAAGCGACUCAUUGACAGCUGGAAAUCAAAGCACUCACGGGAGAUGCUAUCCUCUGCUUCUCGGCCCAUGGGAAGCCCCCGGGAACAUGAAUACAAGGCUGAAGCAGCUGUUUUCAUAUUAGAGCAGCUUCUUACUGUUUUUGGUAGAGAGGAAAAUACCGCAAAUGCUAAGCAUUUGCUUGCUCUCGGGGGUUUACAGUUUUUAAUCCAAAGAUUUCAGUACGGAAAUUUAGACGAAAAAACUCGUGUAGCUGCAUUGCUGUCAAUGUGUAUUGAAGCAGACUCUAGUUGCAGAAAUCAUGUGGCUAGAUACGUUGAUAAAGAGGGUGUUCUUGAGUUACUUCACUGCAAAGAAGUAAAAUCAAGAUCAAAUGCCGUGUUUCUUCUUUUUGAUCUAAUUUGUUUGAACAGGAGAAAAGAUGUUCGGUUUUUCUUAAGUGGCUUGCAGAAGGAGGUUAUAGUGAGUUCUAUGCACAUUUUGCUACUUUUUCUUCAGAGUUGUUCACUUGAGCAGAAACCCUUGGUUGCUGUGCUCCUGUUACACUUGGAUCUUUUGGUGGAUCAACAGAAGUACAGUAUAUAUAGAGAGGAAGCUGUUGAUACAAUUACAUCUGCUCUUGACACUAGUCUUUUUGAUGAAAAGGUGCGAGAAACAUGUUGUAGAGCACUUCUUAUAAUGGGAGCGCGUAUCUCUUUAUCUGGGACGGUAAUCACACAGGAUUAUAAUCUACAGAAAGCUGGUUUCUAUAAUAGACCUGAAUUGGAUGUUAUUAUUCAGCCUGAAUUAGAUGUCCUAGAAUACAACGCCACCAACAUUUUGACGGAUACUGAGGAGGAAGAGGCUGUUGAAGAUUGGUUGAUCAGAUUGUCAACGUCUCUUGUUAGUGAUGGGAAAAACUCGUUUCUGGAUUCAUUUUCCCAGUGCUUGAGUUGUGGACAUCGUGAAAUGACGAAAGUAUGCUUGAUCACGAUGGUGUGGUUCAGUUCUUCACUUGCUUCUUUACCUGAGUCCGAGUUCCAGCUUUCUGCUUUCUCGGUUCUUAUCUCUAAACUAAAAGAAAACCUCGAAAAUAGUGGAUGGGUAGAGCACAAGAUUCUUGCUGCCACAUCUCUCCUUAAUUUUACCAAAAUUCCAGAUUGCAUGAACAUCAUGUUGACAAUGGCGAAUGAGAUUGCGGCUCCUCUCAGUGAGCUUCUUGAAGAAAGUUGGACUGCUAAAGAAUUGUAUGCAUUAAUCUCUCAGGAAGAUUAGUGAUCUUUUGACAUUCUGAUUAUGAUCAUACAUCCCAUGAUUUGCUUCAUAUCCUUAUAACUAGCAUGGUUUUCCGUCAUUGGUUAUGGUACUUGACGCACAAAAGGUACAUACGUGGCUAAUCGCCCAUGACCCUUGCUUUGGUAGUUUCAAUGUUUUAUGGUUGUUUAUGGGGACCCGGUUUGUAUAUUUGUUAAUAGACUACCACAGAUCUUCCCUUUUCGAUUGGUUUGAUCUUGUUUGCAUUGUACAAUUACUAUGUAUGUGUGAUCUUGGUUGUAGAACUCGAAGGAGGUCCUACGUUCAUUUGUGUUCAUAUACAAUAUACCGUCUGCUAGUUAAAUUUUGCUUUGGUUGUAGAACC
This is a messenger RNA of Helianthus annuus (common sunflower), 4088 nucleotides long. RefSeq names its product putative E3 ubiquitin-protein ligase LIN. Gene Ontology annotation, molecular function: ubiquitin-protein transferase activity. The record is from RefSeq and is a predicted model, not a curated record. Gene Ontology annotation, biological process: protein ubiquitination. The transcript is spliced from 8 exons. The coding region runs from base 461 to 3724 and encodes 1087 amino acids. NCBI's taxonomy places the organism in Eukaryota, Viridiplantae, Streptophyta, Magnoliopsida, Asterales, Asteraceae.